Molecule: messenger RNA, 510 nt
Organism: Sclerotinia sclerotiorum 1980 UF-70
Lineage: Eukaryota; Fungi; Ascomycota; Leotiomycetes; Helotiales; Sclerotiniaceae
Exons: 3
Coding region: 1-510 (169 amino acids)
Source: RefSeq, a predicted model, not a curated record
AUGUAUACCAUUGCGCCCUCCCCCACCCCCAUCCUCCUAUCAGACCCAGUGACCUCCGCCCCGCCCGACACCUCAGCUCCUUCAAUCCUCCGCUAUAUUAUCGGUUUCCUCCUCAUCGGUAUUGCCUGGGGCUUCACAACCCCCUUUAUCCGAGCCGCCGCACGAACCCAUCAACCACCCUCUCACCCCAUUCUCUCAUCUCCUUCAGUCACGAACUCUUUUCUCAAAUCGAAGCUGUACGGCGCGUUUUUCGGAGUUGUGGAUCUUUUGAGAAAUCCUAGAUAUGCAAUUCCCUUGGUAGUGAAUUUGACGGGAAGUAUUUGGUUUUUUCUGUUGAUUGGUCAAGCUGAACUCUCAUUGACAGUCCCCAUUACAAACUCCCUCGCUUUUCUCUUCACCGUACUAGGAGAAUGGUGGGUAGAAAGAAAAGUGAUCAGUCGGGAUACCUGGAUUGGUAUGAUAUUGUCAUUAUGUGGUAUCGCGCUCUGUGUCCAUAGUAAGACAGGAUGA